AUGUUGCUACGUCAGUUAAUUGGCCGGCCGUUCAGGCUUUCAAAGGUCAAUAGUCCUUGGAAGACGUCGCUGAGUCAAUUCAGAUUCAUUUCUGAAGAGGCAAUUUUGCAUCAAAGCAACGCGGGAGAGGAUGACGAUGUCACCAAUACCGGGGUGAUGCUCAAGGAGAACAAGGAGUCGAUGAUGUAUUUUGAUCGCAUCACUCCGUUCAAAACAGGAAAGUACGACAUCAGAAAGCGGUUUGCUUCUUUGUUUGUUGACCACUCCGACAAAGCUCUCAAACAGAAAGUGUUGAACCUUGCUCAGAAUAAAGAUGCUCCAUUGCCUUUGGAAAUCAAGAGUUUCAAGUAUAUCGGCAGAGACGGUGGAGCCUUUGUCAAGUUUGCCGUUCCUCCUGAAAUGGACACCAUUGAAUUCAACAAACAGAUCAUGGAGAACGUCAGCGACAAGUACAAUGACAGUAUUUUGCACUAUUUCAUCCACACCCGUUGCUUUCCUGUUAAGGGAACUCCUUGGAUCGAAGAUCUGAGAAGAUAUCCUAGUCCGAGAAUCAAGCUUUGGUUUGAAGGUCCACCAUUGACCCAGGAAAACCUGUAUCUGCUGCUGAGACGUUACGGAGUGAUCAACGACAUCAUUCCUCCUCCUACAGACUCUAAAGAUCCGUUCACUUUGGUGAUCUACAGAUCCAUCAGGGCAGCAAUCACGGCUCGCCAUUGCGUCACCGGUUUGCGUAUUGGCGACACAGUGGUUCAUAUCCAGUACUCGCCGAUUGUCAAGGCUACCCUGAUUGGAAACUUCAUCACCAACCACUCUCGUAUUGCGUUCCCGCUGAUUUUCGCACUGUUUGCAACAUUUGCGGUUCUGGUCUUUGAUCCAAUCAGAUAUUUCUUUGUGAGCGAAAAGAUCACUGAGAAGUACUCUCUGGAGAAGAACCAGGCUUUCCAGCAGUUGUCCAAGCUCUUCUACAGCACUCGUAGCAGAGUCUCGAGUGUUCUCUCGUGGCCUGCAAAGGCUCGCAGCGGAACCACACACAGCUUCGAAGGAAUGUCCAAGGAACUCGACAGAUUGAGCACUGAGAUCAAACGCUGGAUAGACGAGAACGUGAACUCGUUCAUUAUCAUUCAGGGUCCUCGUGGUUCUGGAAAACGGCAUCUUGUCGAGGAGUUUGUUUUGAAAGACAGACCAAACUGUCUUUACAUUGACUGUGAAAAUGUUAUCAAGUCCAGAAAGGACCAGCAGUUCCUUAGCAGCUUUGCAGGAGAGCUUGGUUACUUCCCGAUCUUCUCAUGGUUGAACUCGGUCUCAUCGUUUGUUGAUUUGGUUGUGCAAGGUCUGACUGGACAGAAAUCUGGGUUGAGUGAGUCCAAGGAAACACAAGUGAAGAAUAUUCUUGCCUUGGCCACUACUGUGAUCAGAGAUAUCUCGCUUUCGAACUACCGUCACACUGCACACGAACAGGAAGAAGUUCAUUUGAAAGAAGAGGACUACUUGCAACAGAACCCUCAGGAGAAGCCUGUGGUGGUGAUCGACCGGUUUCAGGCGUCUCGUAAAGCCAACGAUGCUAAUGCAUUUGUGUAUCGUGAGCUGGCAGAAUGGGCAGCAAACAUGGUGAGCAUGAACAUUGCCCAUGUGAUCUUUAUCACUGACGACGUUGGAAGUCUGGAAACAUUGUCGAAAGCUCUUCCAAACACGCUGUUCAAGCGUUGUCUGUUGACAGAUGCUUCUAAUGCCUCAGUUCACCGUUUGAUCGAGGAACAGUUCUCGCAAGAUGAUAGAUUGGUCAAGUACCUUCAAAGCGAGAAGGAUACUUUGGAGAAAUGUCUGGAGCCAUUUGGCGGUCGUAUUUUGGAUCUCCAGAUGUUCAUCAGACGUAUGCGUUCGGGAGAAUCGCCAGAAGACGCUCUGAACGGCAUUUUGACCCAGUCUAUUGAGAAGUUGAGUCAGCUGUUCACCGGAAGCGGAUCGAGUGGUUACACUGCUGCUCAAGCUUGGUGUAUAAUCAAAUUGCUGGCUCAGAACGAUAUGGUCACCUACAACGACGUUGCGUCGCUGCCAAUGUUGAAAACAAACACGUUUGCAACCCUGCAAGCCAUGGAGAAUUCUGAACUGAUCACCAUUAUUCGUGAGAGAGGUUUGGUGAAAGAGAUCAAACCGUCAAAGCCAUUGUACCAUCUUGCUUUCCAGACGAUGGUUCAAGAGCCUCGGAUCUACAACUCACUCGAGUCCGACUACUUGCUUGAUCUGAUCAAGUUCCACCGUAGUAGAAUCAACCAGUUCGAAGUGGAGCUCGAAAAGUACAGCGGAAUCGAGGACUACAAGCUUUUCAGAGAACGUCUGACGUAUCUGGCAAGCAAGAUUGAUUCUAGUACCAGAAGCAUCAGCGAUUGUGAGAAGAAGCUGGCACAGCUGCAAAAAUGA
Ogataea philodendri is the source of this 2418-nucleotide messenger RNA. RefSeq lists its product as uncharacterized. The record is from RefSeq and is a predicted model, not a curated record. The coding region runs from base 1 to 2418 and encodes 805 amino acids. NCBI's taxonomy places the organism in Eukaryota, Fungi, Ascomycota, Pichiomycetes, Pichiales, Pichiaceae. Gene Ontology annotation, cellular component: mitochondrial inner membrane. The transcript has a single exon.